Pipistrellus kuhlii (Kuhl's pipistrelle) is the source of this 4431-nucleotide messenger RNA. It is a transcript of the gene LEKR1, whose product is annotated as leucine, glutamate and lysine rich 1. Bases 1115 to 3190 code for a protein of 691 amino acids. The record is from RefSeq and is a predicted model, not a curated record. The transcript has 14 exons. NCBI's taxonomy places the organism in Eukaryota, Metazoa, Chordata, Mammalia, Chiroptera, Vespertilionidae.
UUUUAUCAGACUUGCAGAUAAAGUGCCCAUUCUCCCACAUGCUUUUCAUCAGGGAAGAGGGAGAGAAGAGGAAGGGGUAUACCAUGAAUUAAAAUGAAGGAGAUGGAUAACAAUGCCCUGCGGGAUAAAUAUCUUAGGGUAAAUUCAUAACAGAAACAAAAGUAUAGACGCUGUAUUAACGUUUUAAUAUUAAAACACAAAGGUCUAUAGAUCACUUGGACAGCCCUAGGUUAGUCAUUUUACAGACUCUGUCCCCCAAACUAGAAGAUAUUUUUUUCAGGGGUCAUUGACCCACACAAGAAGUUAAUAAAGGGUCACAGAAGAGAUUAAAUGUAACUUAGUUCUUGCUGGAUUACUUUUAAAGGUCACAGUGAAAAGUGAAACUACUGAUUUAAAAUUUAGAACACGAUAAUGAAAACAUUUAAGAACAGGAUAAAACAAAACUUUAUUCAAUAUAUCCAAUGAUGGGAAUAUUUUAAAUUCUAUUGUACUUCAGUCACUGUGGGCAAUAAUGUGGUGAGAGAAAGAAGUGGAAAGAGAAAAAGUUUAGGGAAAGAAACCUUGACAGACAGAGGGAGAAACCGACACAAACUGGGAGCCAAGAAAAACACAUCAACACUGGGGAGAAGCUUAUUGGAUUACUUUUUUAAUAAACCUAUUUUGUAACACUCUGUCACAAUCUUCAUCUGUGUUGUUGAUCUUCUAACUACCAUUCUUCACCAAAGGCUAUUCUUCACAAUUUAUCAACUUUAUCCUUGAAGUUCUUAUAGUGCUUACAACUGUUCAACAGAACUUUCUUUGAUGAUAAAAAAAUCCUUACAUAUAUGUGCUGUCUUGCACAGUAGCAACUUAUAAUUACUGAAGAUUGACAUAUGGCUACUGCAAAAAGGAAUUAGUGACAAGCUUCUCUCCCUGUUAGCAAGUAGUGGAUAUUUUGUUUUUUGGAAGAGCUGCAUGUUGGGCCUCAUAUAACCUUCAAAAUGAAAAGAUCUGGAUAUGAAUGAGUCACCUGCAAAUCAUACCAAUGUCUGCCUGUCUGGGUUAGUCAGUCCCUGAGCUUCACCCCAUCCUGGUUAUUUUACUUCAGAGCUCCUUCAGUGUAUUUUGGGAAAUUAUGGAUCGUCAUGUUCCCAUGCACGCAUUACCUGAAGAAAUCCAAAAGAUGCCCCCUGAAGAAAAGGUUUGUAAAUACUGUGGAGUCAGCUAUCUAAUUCUUCAUGAAUUUAAAGCUAUGGAAGAAAAAGUGAAAGCAAUGGAAAAAGAGAUGAAAUUUUAUCAAGGAAGUGUAGAACGUGAAAAGAAACUUCAAGAAAAGCUACAUUCUCUUAGCCAAGAUUUUGAACAAUACAAAAUUGACAAUGACUCCAAAACAGAAAGAAUCCAAGCUGGAAGCAUACAGUUAAAAAAUCAGCAAAAUGAAAUUCAGAGGUUACAGAAAGAAUUGAAUCAUUUACAAUGUGAGUUAGAAAUUAAACAAAGACAAUCACAGGUCCUCAGUCAAAGAUUGUCGGAAUACAAAUAUUUUUGGAAUAAGACUCUUUCAUUACUUACUUUUACUAAAAGGGAAAUAACCAGCAUUAAAAAUGAAGUAUAUGACCAUUUUCAAAACUGGACUUCACUGAAAGGAGAAGUUUUUCUUCAAAUUAAAUACAUAAGUGAAACAGCCUUGACAGAAAUAGAGAUACUGAAUAAAAGUCUGGCAGUGGCCCACAGAAAUAAGGUAUGCCUAGAAGAGGAAAUGAAAAGCCUCAAGUUGCUGUCAGAUGCAGCCAUUCUGAGGUCUCAGCAGAUUGAGACCGCUAAACAACAGGAAGUGAACCUGCAAACCAGAUGCCAUGACUUACAAAAAGAUAUCCUAGAUUUGCAAGGUCAAGUAGAGGGACUCGGACUAAAACUUCAGAAGGCAGUGACCGAGCUGGACGGCUAUAAAGAAAAGUUCAUGAAAAAGUCUAAUGAAGCUGAUGAAUGUCAAAGAGAACUUAGAAAACUGAAGUUUGAAUCCAUUAUUUCUGAAUCAAGGCAUACUAGAUUGCUUAAAGAGAAAGAAGACUCUUUAAUAGCUUGUCAACAACUACAUAAAACUUUACAGGAAGAACUGACUGCAAAAGGAAGGCAAGAAGAAGAUAUAAAAAGGAGUAUUGACCUUGCAGAAAAUGAACUGGAGACAACAAAAACUCUUCUGAAUCAGACAAAGGAAGAGGUUAUAACACUGAAAAAUGAAAGGGAACUGAUGCUGAUUUCACAUCAGAAGAGCAUCGAGCAGCUGCAGGAGGCCCUUCGACAGAAGCGGCUGGAUGAUGCUAACUGGAGGGAAAAGAUUGAAGCUGAACUCGCCAAGGAAAGAGCUCAACAUUUAGUUGAAUUUGAAGAGCAAGCUCUUCUCUUUAAGGAAGAAGCUAAACUGGAACUUGAUAUUGAAAGAGAAAAACACCAAGAAAUAAUCCAAAAGUAUAAGAAAGAACAAGAGGAGCUACAAAUGAAGAUAUCAGACCUAAUCUCAGACGCUACUAGAGAUCUAAGGCUGGAAGUGGCCACUCUCGAAAAAAAACUCCAUGAAUCUUGUAUCCAAUAUACUGAAGAAUCUGAGUCGAAGGAGAAGGAAAUUGAAAACCUUAAAAAUCUGGUUGCAGAUUUUGAGUCUCGCUUGAAGAAGGAAAUUGACCAGAGUGACUUGGCUUCAGAGGACUUGAGGAAGGAAAUGAAACAGAAGUCCGAUGAACUGGAGAGAGUGUUGCUGGAACAGAUGCAGCUGACACAGCAAAUUCAGCAGUCCCAGCAAGAGAACACUAUUCUUCAGGAAACCGUGCGGAGAGAGUGUGAAGAACGCUUUGAACUGACGGAGGCGUUGAGUCAGGCCCGAGAACAGCUCCUGGAGCUCAGGAGGCUCAGUGGGAGUUUACCGGUGACCCCGCGGUUCCUGAGCCCCGGCAGCCUCGCCGCCUCCGCCGCCGGUCAUCAGGGAGAGAGAAGCCUUGCAAAACCCAACUCUGAAAGGGGCACCAAAAUCCCAGGCCUGCACAUGGUGCCCAAACCCACCCCUUCUCCAACCUCAGCCCAGGCCAAGAGAGCAAAUGGCUCAGGUCUGCCCAGUCUCCUCCAGCCGCAUCCUCCCCGGGGCCAGGUAUCUUCAGUGAAUGACACCAGACGGAGACUGGCCGCCCUGCUGCGGAGGAGACUGAACCAGCGGUGACCUACCUGGAGUCAGGAGCAGACAGAUCCACACAGCGUGCAUGUAGCUGAGGAUGACAAAGAGCACGUGGCUACCCCAGAUCAAGAAUGCGUGUCUAUAGACAUUCUUAGCAAGAGAAUUGAAACAAACAAACAAACAAACAAACAAACAAAAAAAACCCCUAAGGAGCUGGGAAGCCACAUUUUCCAAGAGGCCUUUGAAAUUGCAGCAAAUAAUGAAAUUGUUGUGAUUCCAGAGGCCAGUUUCUAUAUUUAUAGAAAGUAUGUUCAGAUGUGCUCUCCAAUUUCGCCCUCUCAGACAUCAUUGGUGAAAUUUUCACCCAGAACAUUUUUUCUUGUUUUACACCACUACAAGGCAGAGAUAUCUCCACACACACAAAAAAUAGGUUUUAGUAGUUUCUUGCUGUUCUUUCACUUGUUUGCUAAGUUGAAUAGGUUAAAUAGAUGUAAUUAGUAUUCCAAAUAGAAAAUAAAAGUUCGUUAGUCCUUGAUUGGAUAAAUUCCAAAAUGCUUAGUUUAAAUAUUCACAGAGUUCUUCAUCCUCACCAUUAUCAUCAUCAUCUUUCCAGCCUAAUUGUAACCUAAUUUCUUUUAAGAAAUGACAGGUAACCUUUAAGAAGACAUUCUUCUCUGGGAGUCUGGGGAUCUUAAAAAAGGGGGGGGGGGCAAGCAAUUCCAAUUCAAGGAAAAACUAGUUUACUUUUCAAGCUAUAGAGAUUAGUAUAGAAUAUAGAAAUCCUGGUAAUGAAACAAUUGCUCCAUAGAGAUUUUCUACAUUGAAUGCUUUUUGGCAUCAGAAUUAGGCUUUGAUUUGAACUUGUAUUCUCAAGCCAUUGAGAAGAGAACUAAUUCAAGAGAGUUUAAUAAAGGUUCCAAUUUUAUUACCCCUGAAAAUGGGUAAUUGGUUAAUAUGUUUUCUAUUUCCAGAGUGAAAAUUUAAACCAGAAACAAGACAAGCUAUUUUAAGUUAUCCUAAACCUCCAGGGUCUACCUAUUUCUAAAAACACAACUCUUUAUUUUAAGUAGUGUUCAUCUAUCUUUUUCUCCAUUUAAUACAAGUUAGAUGGAGACUUGUUUUACUUAAAUCCUCAAUCAGACUGCAUUAUGGAUAUUCAGGCUUCUUACUCCCAGGUUAGAAUGGUAUAUGAUGUGUGAAUAUGGCAGGCAAAACUCUCUGGUAUUUGGCUAUCAUGUUGAUAGGAUUUCAUGUUGAUAGGGGCACUUGAAAUCCCUUCCCUGAGC